AUGGCGUAUCUGUGCGAACAAACAAUUACUGGUAACAAGAACAAGAAGAACUCCAACGACAGCAGCAGUACAUCUAGUACUAUGUACUACACGCCACAAAAGAAGAAGCAAAAGCUAAUGAGCCGCCGUCCUCCCCGUGCCCCAACCAAAACUACGACGAGAACUCCCACUCCGCCUCCAUGGGUAGAAGAAGAAUCCAGAUGCGAACAAGAACAAAGGGUCCAGAUUUUCCACUCGAUACCGGCACAGACUCCUUGGAAUAGUCCAGCACUAAAUCAUCAUCAUCCAGUCUCUUCACCCGGCCAAAUCCAGAGGCUUGUGGAAAACGAUGAUAAUGAUGAUCAAUACGAAACCACGUUUCCCCAAGACCAUCAGAACCACCAUCAAGUUAAUCAAGUUCGUGAUGAUCAUGAAAUGGGAAGGACUUCUUCCUUGGAUGGUUUGGAAUUGCUCGAGAUGAUGAGUUUCGAUGAAUGUGAUGAUUCUUAUCAAGGUAAUGGUGAGAACGGUGAUGAUGAUGAUGUAUCUCUGAGCUACAGUAUUGCGUCCGAAGGGUACUAG
Cylindrotheca closterium is the source of this 561-nucleotide messenger RNA. The record is from the annotation of a GenBank genome assembly. NCBI's taxonomy places the organism in Eukaryota, Bacillariophyta, Bacillariophyceae, Bacillariales, Bacillariaceae.